Molecule: messenger RNA, 4330 nt
Organism: Mus caroli (Ryukyu mouse)
Lineage: Eukaryota; Metazoa; Chordata; Mammalia; Rodentia; Muridae
Gene: Grm6
Product: glutamate metabotropic receptor 6
Biological process (GO): G protein-coupled receptor signaling pathway
Cellular component (GO): membrane
Molecular function (GO): G protein-coupled receptor activity
Source: RefSeq, a predicted model, not a curated record
AGAGAGAGAAGAGAGCCAGCCUUCCUCCACUCUCAAGCUCUGGAGGGGGUCUCUGCCCUCACCCUCAUCCCUCCCCAGAAUCCUUAAAUCCUCUAGACUGUAGCUCUGAUUUUACAGCUGUCACAGACUCGUCCUACUAGCCAGAGGUUGGCUCAGCCCAGGAGCAGAUGGGGCGGCUCCGGGUGCUGCUGCUGUGGCUAGCCUGGUGGCUGUCGCAGGCGGGCAUAGCUCACGGUGCGGGCUCUGUGCGCCUGGCAGGCGGCCUGACGCUGGGCGGCCUCUUCCCGGUGCACGCCCGGGGCACCGCAGGGCGUGCGUGCGGGACGCUGAAGAAGGAGCAGGGAGUGCACCGGCUGGAGGCGAUGCUCUACGCGCUGGACCGCAUCAACGCUGACCCGGAGCUCCUGCCCGGUGUGCGGCUGGGCGCGCGGCUGCUCGACACCUGCUCGCGGGACACCUACGCUCUGGAGCAGGCGCUGAGCUUCGUGCAGGCGCUCAUCCGAGGCCGCGGAGACGGCGAAGAGGCCAGCGUGCGCUGCCCUGGGGGCGUCCCCCCGCUGCGCGCCGCGCCUCCUGAGCGCGUAGUGGCGGUGGUGGGCGCCUCAGCUAGCUCCGUGUCCAUCAUGGUCGCCAAUGUCUUGCGCCUGUUUGCGAUACCCCAGAUCAGCUAUGCCUCCACAGCCCCAGAGCUCAGUGACUCCACACGCUAUGACUUCUUCUCCCGAGUGGUGCCUCCUGACUCCUACCAAGCACAGGCCAUGGUGGACAUUGUGCGGGCACUGGGAUGGAAUUACGUGUCUACACUGGCCUCUGAGGGCAACUAUGGCGAGAGCGGGGUUGAGGCCUUUGUGCAGAUCUCCCGUGAGGCUGGAGGUGUCUGUAUUGCCCAAUCAAUAAAGAUUCCCAGGGAGCCAAAGCCAGGAGAAUUCCACAAAGUGAUCCGGAGGCUCAUGGAGACACCCAACGCCCGGGGCAUCAUCAUCUUUGCCAAUGAAGAUGACAUCAGGAGGGUCUUGGAGGCAACACGCCAGGCAAACCUGACUGGCCACUUCCUGUGGGUUGGCUCAGACAGCUGGGGAUCCAAGAUCUCUCCCAUCUUGAACCUAGAGGAAGAGGCUGUGGGGGCCAUCACCAUCUUGCCCAAAAGGGCUUCGAUCGACGGAUUUGACCAAUACUUUAUGACUCGUUCCCUGGAGAACAACCGCAGAAACAUCUGGUUUGCCGAGUUCUGGGAAGAGAAUUUUAACUGCAAACUAACCAGCUCGGGUGGCCAGUCAGAUGAUUCCACCCGGAAAUGCACAGGCGAGGAACGCAUCGGCCAGGACUCCACCUAUGAACAGGAGGGGAAGGUGCAGUUCGUGAUAGAUGCUGUGUAUGCCAUCGCUCACGCUCUGCACAGCAUGCACCAAGCACUCUGCCCAGGUCACACAGGUCUGUGCCCAGCCAUGGAGCCUACUGAUGGCCGGACCCUGCUGCACUACAUCCGAGCAGUCCGCUUCAAUGGUAGCGCAGGAACCCCAGUGAUGUUCAAUGAGAAUGGAGAUGCCCCCGGGCGCUAUGACAUCUUCCAGUACCAGGCAACCAAUGGAAGUGCCAGCAGUGGAGGGUACCAGGCUGUGGGCCAAUGGGCAGAGGCCCUUAGACUGGAUAUGGAAGCUCUACAGUGGUCAGGCGACCCCAAUGAGGUGCCCCCUUCUCAAUGCAGCCUCCCCUGUGGGCCUGGUGAACGGAAAAAGAUGGUGAAGGGUGUGCCCUGCUGUUGGCACUGUGAGGCCUGCGACGGGUACCGCUUCCAGGUGGAUGAGUUCACAUGUGAGGCCUGUCCAGGGCACAUGAGGCCGACACCCAACCACACUGGCUGCCGUCCCACUCCCGUGGUGCGCCUGACCUGGUCCUCUCCGUGGGCCGCUUUGCCCCUUCUCCUGGCUGUCCUGGGCAUUAUGGCCACAACAACUAUCAUCGCCACCUUCAUGCGACACAACGACACUCCCAUAGUCCGCGCUUCUGGCCGUGAGCUUAGCUAUGUGCUGCUCACCGGCAUCUUCCUGAUCUACGCCAUCACCUUCCUCAUGGUAGCCGAGCCUUGUGCAGCCGUCUGUGCUUCCCGAAGACUCUUGCUCGGCUUGGGCACCACGCUCAGCUACUCCGCCCUGCUCACCAAGACCAACCGCAUCUACCGCAUCUUCGAGCAAGGGAAGCGCUCUGUCACGCCGCCACCCUUCAUCAGCCCCACCUCGCAGCUAGUCAUCACCUUCGGCCUUACUUCCCUGCAGGUAGUGGGAGUGAUAGCGUGGUUGGGGGCCCAACCUCCACACAGCGUGAUUGACUAUGAGGAACAGAGGACGGUGGACCCUGAGCAAGCCAGAGGUGUGCUCAAGUGUGACAUGUCUGAUCUGUCCCUCAUUGGCUGCCUGGGGUACAGUCUCCUGCUCAUGGUCACAUGUACGGUGUAUGCCAUCAAGGCCCGAGGUGUGCCAGAGACCUUCAAUGAAGCCAAGCCCAUCGGAUUCACCAUGUACACCACCUGCAUUAUCUGGCUGGCUUUCGUCCCCAUCUUCUUUGGCACCGCCCAGUCAGCUGAGAAGAUCUACAUCCAAACGACCACACUGACUGUGUCCCUGAGCCUGAGCGCGUCAGUGUCCCUCGGCAUGCUCUAUGUGCCCAAAACCUACGUCAUCCUGUUCCAUCCAGAGCAGAACGUGCAGAAGCGGAAGCGCAGCCUUAAGAAGACCUCCACGAUGGCAGCCCCGCCCAAAAGCGAGAACUCAGAGGACGCCAAGUAGCAAGGUUGAGUGUGGGUGCCACAGGUUGCUCCCUGCCCUUCCUUUGCUGUUUGUGGCUUCAAAGAGGAAGCUGUGAAAGAUCCUCAGAGACCAUCGGAGGCCAGGACUGUGUAAAGAUCAUGCCCAGCAUGGAUGGCCGUGCCUCCAGAAAGAGCUAAACCAUGAUCUGCGCUGGACUUGUGCUUUCCUGGGCAUGCCAGCCUCAUCAGCCCUUCCUUCUUACCCACAGUAGGAAAUACUCGCUUCCAGCAUUCUUCCUGAAGACAGAGACUAAAUUGACACCAUCUGGGCGGGCAUUCAAACCCGUGGUAAAGUCAGGGCUUGCCCAAGUUUGGUAAGAUUUAUCUUGAUCCAACACCGUAACCUAGGGGCUGGCCAGGAUGUCCGCCAGAAUGUGAAAACCCCAACAAGAAAUCCAGGAUUAGAGCUGAGGAGGUUCAGUUGCCACAAUAGGAAACUUGGGGAAAUAUCGUUUCCCUGAUCAGAGCCUGUAGGAGGGCGUUGGGAACCGGGUUUGAGCCUGCAGCACAGAGAGGAACGAUACAGGGAACUGGGGCAGGCUCCUGUGAUGUCGCUUCCCUUUUGCUCUUUUCCCCAGAGUCAUCCAAAAGGUUUGGCAGUUUUUCUUUGCUGUGUAUGUUUUUCUAGAUUGUUCCAAGCUGAAGAAAUGGCAACACAAUAGUGUGGGUAAGAUAUGAUAAAGUAUAGCUGGGCUUUGGUCAGGGUGUCCGUGAAUUGUCUUGUUUCUGCGCUUCUUUAUCAUCAUCAUCAUCAUCUAGAGUGAGGGUCCCCCUAUGUAACUCUGGCUGUCCUGGAAUUCACUAUGUAGACCAGGCUGACCAUGAACUCACAGAGAUCUACUGGCUUCUGCUUCCCAACUGUUUGGAUCAAAGGUGUGUGUCACUAUGCCCAGCUUAAUUUUUAAUGAUUAGAAUGAGAAUAAAAGCUUGCUGGCAUAUAUUCUUGGAGCACCAACAUGAAAGGUGGGUGUGAAGCACAUGGAGGAAGUUAUUGGAAGACCAUGUAUGGACUUAAUUUAUUUCACUGUUUUUGUUUUUGUUUUUGUUUUAAACAGAUUUUUUAAAAUUUAGGGAACUUUCCUUUCCUUGUUUUUGUUUUAAUGCAUUGAGUUAAGUGCUUGAAUUUAUUAUGAGUUCUCCAGGAUUUAAGGUACAGAACUAGUUUUUGAAAGGGAGCUGCACUUCAAUGGACAGAUGCUCCAAGCUAUAAUGAGUUGUGACCUUGAGACAUAAUACUUUAUUUAGCAUUUUAAAGACAACAGGCUUCUCUUUAGAAUGUGCUUUAGCUCGUCCUCCCUUGGUGUGUUCCCAGUUUCCCAUGGUGCAGAGCACCCGUCUACAUUUACUGCUGAGUGCGAUCCAAUGCUCUGGACUGAGGCUUCUGUCCUGUUUGAGUCCUCAAAAGUAUGAAAUGUGUUGUCUUGGCAAAGCCUUGUCUAUAGGACUGUUUUCAUGGUGUUUUUCUCCUCUGUGACCUCUUCUAGAGUCAGUUAGCCAAGGUCUGAAUAAAGGUUUUCUUGCACUUAC